Suillus subaureus is the source of this 544-nucleotide messenger RNA. RefSeq lists its product as uncharacterized. The record is from RefSeq and is a predicted model, not a curated record. Lineage: Eukaryota; Fungi; Basidiomycota; Agaricomycetes; Boletales; Suillaceae. The transcript has a single exon. The coding region runs from base 70 to 282 and encodes 70 amino acids.
GGACCGAGUCGUUUUUUUCCCAUUUUAUUUUGGUCACUACAGAUACAGGACGGUACGCCAAGCUUUCUUAUGCCUCUGAACGCAUUAAUCUCUUUGAUUCCGGCUGUCCUGGGACGCAUGUGGAUUGGACCGAGCUUGAGAAUCGUUACCUUUUCCGGCGUCGCCUGGAAUAUAUCGACCUCUUUAAUAUGCCAAUGCUGGAUCCCGAAUUGUACCUCAACCAUAGUGCCAUUCAGAAUCUCAUUGGCGUGUUGUAGUUGUACGAGGUGGUUAUCAUGGUAGAGAGGAAGGGGAUGCGCUUCGAACUUAUGUUUCAUAGUGUCGAAGUCUUGAGCAAACUGGUCCGGAAUAGCCAGUUUUUGUUUUCUUCACCAUUUUAGCGCACGUUGCCCGUGAGGCGAAUCACGAAUGAGAUUAGCUCGAGAACGUUUCUCCCAACUCAUCAGUAACGACCCUGCUUCAGUGAUGAUAUCCUUCAUCUUCAAGAGAUUUGACCAAUUCGAUUGCAUCGCUCCGAAGACAUGCCAGUGAUCGGUAAAGCAGG